GGGACACUUUUUUUUCGAGUGACUCGAACGCAAGGGUGAACGGAAAUAGUGACCUUCCAAGGGGAACCGGUUUAAUCCUUUAAAGACGAGACAGGUCCUGCGGGUAAACGUCCUGGAAGGAUGAUCGCAGCUCCGGAAACGGUGCAGUGGCUCUCACUGGUAUUUCUGCUGGCGAAUCACGUGGCGGAGGCUGAACGGCCGCACAUUGUGUUUAUUUUGGCCGACGAUUUGGGAUGGAACGACGUCGGUUUCCACGGUUCCGGGCAGAUACCGACGCCCAAUAUCGACGCGCUGGCGUUCUCCGGGCUGCUGCUGGACCGGUAUUACGUAAGCCCGAUCUGCACGCCGUCCAGGAGCGCUUUGAUGACCGGCAAGCAUCCCAUUCACACCGGAAUGCAACACGGGGUGCUGAAGUGCGCCGAGCCGAGAGGACUUCCUCUUCACGAGAAACUACUUCCGGAGUACCUUAGAGAGCUCAGAUACAAAACCCACAUCGUUGGAAAAUGGCAUCUGGGCUUCUACACAAAGGAAUACACGCCCACUUACAGGGGUUUCGACUCACACCUUGGAUUUUGGAGCGGCCAUCAGGAUUAUUUCGAUCACACCGCGGUUGAAAGUCCGUACUGGGGUCUGGACAUGAGGCGCGGCCUCGAUACAGCUUGGGACCUCCACGGCCAAUAUUCCACCGACAUUUUCACCAAACACGCGGUGAAACUGAUCGACGAACACAAUACGACUGAUCCCCUGUUCCUAUAUCUCGCCCACGCAGCGGUGCACUCUGGGAACCCUUACAACCCUCUACCAGCGCCCGACCACGAGGUCGCCAAGUUUAAUCAUAUCAAUGAUUACAAUCGAAGACGCUUCGCUGGCAUGCUAACCAAACUAGAUGAGUCUGUUGGCCGUGUGGUCGAAGCGCUCCGCAAGAAGGGGAUGCUGAAGAACAGCAUCAUAGUGUUCUCCACGGAUAAUGGCGGUCCGCCGGCCGGUUUCAAUCUGAACGCAGGGUCUAAUUGGCCGCUGAGGGGCACAAAGAACACUCUUUGGGAAGGUGGUGUGAGAGGAGCUGGUUUGAUAUGGUCUCCCAGGUUGCAGCAGAGAGGAAGGGUUAGCAGGCAACUCUUCCACAUCAGCGAUUGGCUGCCGACGUUAAUAUCUGCCGCCGGCGGUGAUCCGUCCAAUUUGAAUAUCGACGGAGUGGAUCUGUGGGGAGCACUGAACGACGACACCGAGUCACCGCGGAAAGCUGUGCUCCAUAACAUCGACGACAUAUUCGGUGUGUCAGGAAUCACUGAUGGCGAUUGGAAACUUGUUCAAGGAACUACUUAUAACGGGCAAUGGGACGGCUGGUACGGUCCAUCCGGAAGGGAAUGGGUCUACGACGUCGGAGGUGUGAUCGGUAGCGUGGCAGGGCGAGCAGUGGCCACCAUCGGUUUAUCAUUGUCAGCGGAAGUCAUUCGUCGACUCCAAGCGGAAGCAGUGGUCAAAUGUCCACCGAGAAACGAUAGCGUGCCGCUCUGCAAACCUCUUGAAUCGCCUUGUCUAUUCAACAUCCAUAAAGAUCCGUGCGAGUACAAUAAUCUUUUCAAGGAGUUCCCCCAGAUUGCUCAGGACCUUCAAAACGGGCUGAAAUUUUUGAACGUCACCGCUGUGCUGCCUGGAAAUCUUCCCUGGGACGACAGAGCGAAUCCACAGUUCUGGGAUCACACGUGGACCAAUUUCGGCAACUAUCUAAACGUGUUCGAAACCGCUUCGGUGGAAGCUACCUGAUGGAGCUCGAGGACAGGAGUACCUUCGUUUACCAAAGUGUUGCAAGAACUGGUCGGUUAAUCGACAGGGAAAUAUUGUUUAAUAAAUGAUCGAA
Dufourea novaeangliae is the source of this 1861-nucleotide messenger RNA. Its product is annotated as arylsulfatase B. The transcript is spliced from 8 exons. The record is from RefSeq and is a predicted model, not a curated record. The coding region runs from base 121 to 1767 and encodes 548 amino acids. Lineage: Eukaryota; Metazoa; Arthropoda; Insecta; Hymenoptera; Halictidae.